AUGGCCAGUGCCAGUACCAGAUAUAUGAUGUACCUUACUGGACAGCAUAAUGUCGUGCCGGACAAAUCCCUUGUAUCAGACAUCACACAUGUGGCUCUGGCUUUCAUGAGUCCCGCAACAUUCAAUCAAGUGAAACCGUCGUCAUGGCCUCUCUUCACCACGGUAGAGGCAGCUCGUUCACAGUUCUCGGAUGGAACGGCCAUCAUGGUAGCCAUUGGAGGCUGGGGCAAUACAGCAGGUUUCGACAUCGCGGCAGCCACCGAAAUUACUCGUAAGCUGUUCGCACAUAACGUGAAAUCAAUGGUGGAUGCCACUGGUGCAGAUGGUGUUGACAUCGAUUGGGAAUACCCGGGUGGAAACGGCGAAGAUUACAAGCAGAUCCCGAAUCCAGAGAAAGCCUGGGAGAUUGAAGCUUAUCCACUGUUGCUAUCGGAGAUUCGUUCUGCUCUGGGUCCCGAAAAGCUCAUUUCGGCUGCUGUACCGGGGCUCCCUAGAGAUAUGCUGGCCUUCACCAAGACCACGGUACCGGCAAUUAGCGCAUCGCUGGAUUUCUUCAAUGUCAUGACCUACGAUCUGAUGAACAGAAGAGACGACGUCACAAAACACCAUACCGGCAUCGAGCCAUCUCUGACCGCCAUCGAAACCUACGAAGAGAGAGGCAUCCCGUCGGAGAAGAUGAAUCUAGGUUUCGCAUUUUACAUCAAAUGGUACAAGACCGAUCCCCACGGAGGAUGCGACAAAAACCCGGUCGGCUGCAAGACCGCUCUGAUGGAAGACCCCUUCACAGGCGCCGACCUUGGCCAGGCGGGUGCCUUUUCAUGGCACGACCCUGUUCCUGAUGACGUGUCCGCCUCGUACGAAAGAGCCAUCGCACAUGGCAAGUACGACAGCGAAUAUGGCGGUCACUACUACUGGGAUCCGGAGGAAAACCUUUGGUGGAGCUGGGAUACGCCAGAUGCCAUCGCUAAAAAGUUCCCAGCCAUUAUGGAAAAGAAGGGUCUGGGCGGUGCGUUUGCUUGGGGUUUGGGUGAGGACGCUGAUGAUUUCACGCAUCUCAAUGCAUUGACAAUUGAGGUGAAAAGACUUGCGAGAGGGUAUCAAGAUGAAUUAUAA
This is a messenger RNA of Letharia columbiana, 1113 nucleotides long. RefSeq lists its product as uncharacterized. Gene Ontology annotation, biological process: carbohydrate metabolic process; chitin catabolic process. Gene Ontology annotation, molecular function: chitinase activity; chitin binding. The transcript has 5 exons. The record is from RefSeq and is a predicted model, not a curated record. The coding region runs from base 1 to 1113 and encodes 370 amino acids. Lineage: Eukaryota; Fungi; Ascomycota; Lecanoromycetes; Lecanorales; Parmeliaceae. Gene Ontology annotation, cellular component: extracellular region.